Messenger RNA from Diaporthe citri, 1080 nucleotides. RefSeq lists its product as uncharacterized. The record is from RefSeq and is a predicted model, not a curated record. The transcript has 3 exons. NCBI's taxonomy places the organism in Eukaryota, Fungi, Ascomycota, Sordariomycetes, Diaporthales, Diaporthaceae. Bases 1 to 1080 code for a protein of 359 amino acids.
AUGGCAUCCCUAAAGCCCAUCGUCUUCCUCUUGUCCCUCCUCUCCCUCGCCCAGGCAAGCCCCCUGCACCACCCCCGGGAUGAGGUCACGACGUUCGACAACAACGUGAUCUUCGUGCCGCCCUCGGACUACACCGACCCUCGGGUCCUGUACCCGCGCACCACGGAGCUCACGCUCAACGACAAUGUGCUCCUCGCGACGUGGGAGAACUACUCGCCCGAGCCGCCGCUGGUCUACUUCCCCAUCUACAAGUCGGUCGACCACGGCGUGACGUGGGAGUACAUCUCGAACGUGACCGACGACGUCAACGGGUGGGGCCUGAGGUAUCAGCCCUUCAUCUACGAGCUGCCCGUUGACUUUGGCGGGUACAAGGCCGGCACGGUCCUGGUAGCGGGUAACAGUAUCCCUACCGACCUGAGCGAGACCAAGAUUGAUGUGUACGCGAGCACGGAUGCUGGGUACACUUGGGAGUUCGUGAGCAGUGUUGCAAGAGGAGGCGAGGCGCUGCCGAACAACGGGCUGACGCCUAUCUGGGAGCCAUAUAUCGAGAUCUACGAGGACCAGCUCGUCCUGUACUACUCGGACCAGCGCGACCCAGACCACGGCCAGAAGCUUAUUCACCAGACGACGACCGACCUGCUCACCUGGGCCGACCCCGUCGACGACGUCGCCUACGAUGAGUACACGGACCGCCCCGGCAUGACCACCAUUGCCCAGCUGCCGACCGGCGACUACAUCAUGACCUACGAGUGGGGCCACAACUUCUCCGGCAGCUACUCCUUCCCGGUGACGUACCGCAUCAACGCGAACCCGCUCGACUUCGACAACAGCGAGCCGGUGGGCAUCGUGGCCGCCAACACGGGCACCACCCCUACCGGCUCCCCCUACGUCGCCCUCGGCGCCGCCGACCAGUGGUUCGAGCGCGAGACCCCGCAGCCCGCCGCGUACACGCGCCACCUGCGCGUCUUCGCCGAGGACCCGGACAAGCUGCUUAUCAAUGGCGCAGGGAAGCUGCCGCCGUCGACCACCAACGAGGUGUCGCUGUCGGUGGUCUCUAUCGAGGGGCUGCUCUCGUCGUGA